AUGGCGGCGAUGGCGAAUCUCGCUAACACCAUGGAAGCUAAUGCUGCUGCGACUCUGCAAGCAGUGCAGAGAUUGGGCCAACCGACUGGGAAUGGCAACGGAAAUGGGAACGGCAAAGGGAAUACCAAUGAUAAUGCUGAGGAUAAUGGCGAUAACACAAGAGGAGUUCCGAUGACCUUGGCGACGUUCCUCAAGGUUCAUCCGCCAACUUUCCGAGGAUCCACAAAUCCUAUUGAAGCGGACCACUGGUUCCAGGCUAUAGAGCGUGCUUUACAGGCGCAGCAUGUUCCUCUCAAUCAAUAUGUAGAGUUUGCCGCUUAUCAGCUAGCGGGAGAGGCCCAGCCCUGGUGGCAAGCUGAGUGUCGUUUGCUACAGCUUCAGAACACCGACAUUCCAUGGGAGGUGUUCCAAACGGCUUUCUACAAGAAAUACUUUCCUGAGUCUGCAAGGGAAGCAAAGGAGAUGGAGCUAAUGCAGCUGAAGCAAGGUUCCAUGUCUGUGGCAGAGUACACCAACAAGUUCGAAGAGCUUUGUAGGUUUUCUCGGGUAUGUCAAGGUGACCCGGAGACUUUCGAAAGUUGGAGGUGUAUUAAGUACCAAAGGGGCUUGAAGGACAAUAUUAUGACUGCUGUGGCUCCUAUGGAGAUCCGUGUCUUCUCCGACUUGGUGAACAAAGCAAGGGUAGUGGAGGAGUAUGCCAAGACAGUGGCGGCAUUUAAAGACACUCAUGGAGGGAGCUCUAGUCGUGGGCGUGGAAGAGGAAAUCAAAGUAAGAGUUCUCCGGAUUUAGCUUGUGAUCGUUGUGGACGGUUUCACCCUUAUGACUCAUGUAAGAUUGGUUUAGGUGGUUGCUUCAAGUGUGGGUUACCUGGCCACAUUGCGAGGGAUUGCCCUCGUGGGAGGAAUCAGAAUGCGGGCCAGAGUCAGCAUCAAGGUCGAGUCUUUGCUGUGAAUGCCAAGGAUGCUUCCAAGGCGGAUCCUUUGAUGAAAGGUAUAUGUCUAAUUGGUGAUAAAUCCUCAGUUGCAUUAUAUGAUACUGGAGCUUCGCAUUCGUUUAUUUCAUUUGCUAAAGUUGAGGAAUUAGGCUUGAAAGUAUCAGAGUUACCUUUUGAUCUACAUGUACAUACUCCGCAUCAAACAAUUAUGACUAGGUCACGUUGUAGACAAGUAGGUUUCAAGCUUGAGGGUAGAGACUUUGUACACGAUUUGAUCUGUUUACCAAUGGUGGGGCUGGAGAUGAUUUUGGGGUUUGAUUGA
Molecule: messenger RNA, 1257 nt
Organism: Arachis stenosperma
Lineage: Eukaryota; Viridiplantae; Streptophyta; Magnoliopsida; Fabales; Fabaceae
Exons: 2
Coding region: 1-1257 (418 amino acids)
Molecular function (GO): nucleic acid binding; zinc ion binding
Source: RefSeq, a predicted model, not a curated record